Molecule: messenger RNA, 1533 nt
Organism: Aspergillus costaricaensis CBS 115574
Lineage: Eukaryota; Fungi; Ascomycota; Eurotiomycetes; Eurotiales; Aspergillaceae
Product: elongin A domain-containing protein
Exons: 3
Coding region: 139-1218 (359 amino acids)
Biological process (GO): transcription elongation by RNA polymerase II
Cellular component (GO): elongin complex; nucleus
Source: RefSeq, a predicted model, not a curated record
CUUACGUUCAUCUCAUCCUGAUCGUCGGUGACCAUCUCACAUGCCUUCUUCAGAUGCCUCUCACUUCUUCCUUAUAUCCGAUAUUCCUUCCAUGCCACUUUUUUGGUUAUUUUUUAGUGCCCAUCCCGAUAAACCACCAUGCCGCCACCAUCACUUUUGCAGCUCUGCACGGCGACUGCGAUUAGGAACGUGAAACAGUUAAACGACAUCGGCAACAUUCCCUAUGUACUUGCUCGACCAUUUCUACUGAAAGUGGAGAGUCCUGAGAAACUGAGAACUCUGGAGCUACAGUCCCCACAUUUGAUGCGAGAUGACGAAGAACUCUGGCUAGAGUUUAUCAAGAGAGAUAUCCCGCGAUGGGACGAAUACGAUCUGCCAGAGAAACCCGAUUGUUGGUAUGACGUAUAUUGUGACCUCCGGGAACAAGUCCAACGGGCAGUGGAAGAGGAUGCUGAAAAGCUGAAGAUGGCUCUAGAUGGCAUCAGCUCGGAGCGUCAGGAGAAGAGUGCCAAACUCGUUACCGACCGACGAAUCAUCGGUCUUCCCCGAGAGAGGCCGACCGCGAGGCAACGAUAUGCUUCAUACGAUCGGAGAUUUGGCGGCUCACCAACGUCGUCAUCCUCAAUGCCCCCCUGGGCUUUUGGUAGGCCGAGGGAGACAAAGAAGAAGAAUAGCAUAUUCACGGCGACGAAGAGGAAUAACGUUCUUGCUGUGCCCACAAAGCACCUUAAUAACAGAGCUACCCAGGUUAGACAGGCUCCGCGCUCUCUUAUCGAGGACCAUAUACGUCCUGCUGAGCCCCCUGUCGCUCGACGCAAGGAGGCCCCAGCUCUGAGAGUGCCCGGUCGGUCACGUCCCCAGAUGAGUGCGCCCUCCGUGAGUCAGAAUAGUCUCGAAGUUAGCCCCAGCUUGCGGGAAAGAGAGGCUCGCUUACGAGCAAUAACCCAAUCGCAUAGCCCUGCUACAGCCAGUAGGCCUAUGGCAGGAAGAAGUGCACAGGCAUCACAGCCAACAAGAGGCCCGUCCGAGUCUCUAUCAGGGGUUGCAGCCAAGAAACAGACCUCCCAACCUCUCGGUAACAGUGCGACUGGCUCUCAUCAGAAGUCUGCCGUAGAGGACAUGCCAGCGUCUCCGCCACAGCCACCCCGUCCGGCAGUGGUCCGCAAACGUCCUGCCCCGAACCUCUUCAUUCAACCAAAGAAGAAGAAACUGAACUGAUUGGACAUAUGCUGGUCCCAAGAAAGUCAACCUGCAUUAUUAGAUACACAAAUCACUCAUAAUAUAUAGGAAUGGUGUUUAGUACUGGCGUGAGUCUGGUUCAUCGUUUCAGCUGAUGGCGUUUUGCAAAUGAUACCACAGAAGGCGUUCUUUCGAUCUCAUACACCUGGAUAUCGCAGGCUCAGAUCAGGUGCUAUAAUAGGCAUUUUGCAUGUUCCACCAGGGAUCUUACAACUUAUAUCGGUAAAAUGCUGCGCAGCAAUAUGUUUGGCGAACUCAAUGGAGUGCAACCUUUGGUUCUCGAGCAUAUCAUCC